AUGUCGGCACAAAAAUACGAACUCAACGAGCAAGUUGCGCGCCAGUGUUGCGCCAUUCACUAUGCGGAAGAUCUCGGAAAACAGGUCUCCGCGUUUGUGGCGAGUUUCAAUCCUUAUUUGACACGUCACAACUGUUUUUUCAGACGCAUUUCAACGAACACAUCAGACAACAACUAGUCGAUGCCGAGCGGCCGAUCGGUAUUGUCUUUCACACUCACAUGGACAUGAUGCGCCUGUGGUCAGAGGUAAGUCGGGACUGUCAGAAUUAAACCGCGCGUUGAGAGAGAGAGAAAAAGAAAGAUUGUUUCAGGUGUACGAUUACGCGCUGGACCUCGUCACGCAACCUCUUCUGUAUGCAGAUAUUCUACGACGGCGCCUUAAGGUUAAAAACUGCUUUGCUCGUAUUCAAAAUUUGCUUCAGCAUUACAUUUCUCUUACGCACCUGUGUGUCCGUCGUCUGAAUCGGGCGGUCAACGUCGAGCCCAUUGAAGAGAUCUUCCAACGGGAUUUGAACAACCCUGACGUGGUUCUUCCGGAUAAUAUGCUCCUGUUCCACGACUGUCCCCACGACGGAUUUCCGGUCUGA
Messenger RNA from Caenorhabditis sp. 36 PRJEB53466, 586 nucleotides. Lineage: Eukaryota; Metazoa; Nematoda; Chromadorea; Rhabditida; Rhabditidae. The record is from the annotation of a GenBank genome assembly.